Molecule: messenger RNA, 5762 nt
Organism: Monodelphis domestica (gray short-tailed opossum)
Lineage: Eukaryota; Metazoa; Chordata; Mammalia; Didelphimorphia; Didelphidae
Gene: NUP107
Product: nucleoporin 107
Biological process (GO): mRNA export from nucleus; protein import into nucleus; post-transcriptional tethering of RNA polymerase II gene DNA at nuclear periphery
Cellular component (GO): nuclear pore; nuclear pore outer ring
Molecular function (GO): structural constituent of nuclear pore
Source: RefSeq, a predicted model, not a curated record
GUGGCUGUGUGAAUAACAAUAGGAGAAAGGCUUGUUGUCACAGUGAUAGAACUUUCAAGCUUUGGCCAUCAAUGAGAUUUUGGGGAGUGAGCACAAGAGGAGACCCAAGGAUAAGUCCAAGUUUGAGAAUGACACCAGAGAAAGGCUAGCAUGGAUCCCAAAACCAGUCAACGAAACUCAGAAUUGGAAGGGAGCUCCACCACCAUCUAUUUCAACUGAGACCUGCCGGAGCUCUGCAACUUCUCUGGCAAGUGGUUCUCCCAUCUUCACCUGAUGACCUCCAAAGAUAGGAAACCUGCUACCUACCGAAACCACCUGUUCUGCCAUGCUGCUUUGGGGUCGCUCACAUAGUUAAAAAGGUUUUCCUUGUGUACUGUGCUGUUCAGAUCUGAUCCUAUGGAAUUUAGCACUUCCCCCUGAAGCCAAGCAUAUUAAACGAGAUUCCUCUUUCUUAUGACAGCCUGAAAAUCACUUGAGGUCAACUAUGGAGCUGCUUUGGGGAGAUGGCUUCCCCUAUGGUCCGAGAUGUGGAGGUGACACGGACGGCUCGAAGACAAAGUGCACACAAAAGAGUGUCUAUCUUGACUCCUCAAGAAGAUAUUUUGGCUAAUGCUACACCAAGAAAUCAAAUGAUUCCUCGAACUCCUAACUCACACUGCCAAACUUUGUUUCGAAGUUUAUUGAGGCAGCCAGAUGUUUCUGCCAUUCUUGCAACAGGAACAAAGUCCCCUCGUUUGGCUCCUUUAUCAACCUCCUUGGGAAAUCUGCCCAUGACAACUAAUCUAGAUGAGAGUAACUGGACAGCAAACUUCUCCCCACAGCGCUCAGGGAUCUUCGCAAACAAUGAACCUUCUAACAUGACAGAAGAUGUCACUCUUAGUGCAGUUAUGCUUCGUGAGGAUGAUCCUGGAGAAGCUGCAACCAUGAGUAUGUAUUCUGAUUUUCUGCACACUUUUCUGAAGCAUGCUUCAAAUACAGUUUUUGAACUUAUAGAAGAGUAUGAGAACAUUUGUGAGAGCCAGGUGAAUAUAUUAAGUAAAAUAGCAAGCAGAGCAACCCCUGGACUACAGAAGUUUUCAAAAACCGCCAGUGUGCUGUGGCUUCUUCAGCAGGAGAUGGUUACGUGGAGAUUGCUAGCCUCUCUUUACAAAGACAGAAUACAAUCUGUACUAGAAGAAGAAAAUGCAUUUGCCAUUGCUUCCCUAAAUGCCAGUGAAAAGACAGUGGUGGAUACAUUAUUCCAGCGAGAUUCACUUAUUCGACAAAGCCAGCUGGUGGUAGAUUGGUUGGAGAGUAUUGCCAAGGAUGACAUUGGAGAUUUCUCAGAUAACAUCGAGUUUUAUGCGAAAUCAGUGUAUUGGGAGAAUACUCUGCACACCUUGAAACAGCGACAAUUAAUUUCAUUUAUUGGAAGUGUUCGUCCUCUUGUUACUGAAUUGGACCCCGAUGCUCCCAUAAGACAGAAAAUGCCACUUGAUGAUCUGGAUCGAGAAGAUGAUAACAGGUUACUCAAGUACCUUUUCACCCUUAUCCGUUCUGGAAUGACUGAUGAGGCACAGCGUCUCUGUAAACGUUGCGGUCAAGCGUGGAGAGCUGCCACUCUCGAAGGCUGGAAAUUAUAUCAUGAUCCUAAUGUUAAUGGAGGAACAGAAUUAGAACCAGUAGAAGGGAAUCCAUAUAGAUGCAUUUGGAAAAUAAGCUGUUGGAGAAUGGCAGAAGAUGAGCUGUUUAAUAAAUAUGAGAGAGCAAUCUAUGCUGCCUUAAGUGGGAAUCUCAAACAACUUCUACCUGUCUGUGAAACCUGGGAAGAUACGGUCUGGGCCUACUUUAGGGUAAUGGUGGACAGUUUGGUGGAACAGGAAGUUCGGACCUCAGUUGUAACAUUAGAUGAAACUGAAGAACUGCCUCGAGAACACUUGGAAGCAAAUUGGACUUUGGAAAAAGUUUUUGAAGAGCUCCAAGCUACAGAUAAAAAGAGAGUUCUAGAGGAAAAUCAAGAGCACUACCACGUAAUUCAAAAAUUCCUUAUCUUGGGAGACAUUGAUGGUAUGAUGGAGGAAUUUCUUAAAUGGCUUUCCAAAGGAAAGAAUCUUCUGCCGGGGCACCUUCUCCGCUUCAUGACGCAUCUCGUUUUGUUUUUCCGCACUCUGGGGAUACAGAUCAAAGAAGAAGUGUCUGUGCAAGUUUUAAAGGCCUACAUUCAGCUGUUAAUAUGUGAGAAACACGCCAACCUCAUUGCGUUUUAUACUUCUCAUUUGCCUCAAGACCUGGCUGUCGCUCAGUAUGCAGCCUUUUUGGAAGGUGUGACAGAAUUCGAGCAGCGCCAUCGCUGUUUGGAGCUGGCCAAAGAAGCAGGUCUGGAUGUGGCAACAAUAACAAAAACCGUAGUGGAGAACACACGAAGGAAAGAUGCCGGCGACUUCAGUCACCACGACACGGCGCCUUCCCUGGACACCGGCACCACCGAGGAGGACCGUUCCAAGAUUGACGUGAUUGACUGGUUGGUGUUUGACCCUGCACAAAGAGCUGAGGCACUAAAGCAAGGCAAUGCUAUCAUGAGAAAGUUCUUGGCGUCAAAGAAACAUGAAGCUGCCAAAGAAGUGUUUGCGAAGAUUCCCCAAGAUUGCAUAGCAGAAAUUUACAAUCAGUGGGAAGAAAAUGGGAUGGAUACUCCGCUUCCCGCCGAGGACGACAACGCCAUCCGAGAACACUUAUGCAUUCGAGCUUAUCUGGAAGCACACGAGACCUUUAAUGAGUGGUUCAAGCACAUGAACUCGGCUCCACAAAAGCCUACUUUGCUGCCCCAGUCUUCCUUCACGGAGAAAGUCGCUCAUGAGCACAAAGAAAAGAAAUAUGAAAUGGACUUCGGCAUAUGGAAAGGCCACUUGGACGCUCUGACAGCCGAAGUAAAAGAGAAGAUGUACAACGUCCUCCUGUUUGUGGACGGAGGGUGGAUGGUGGAUGUCCGAGAGGAUGCCGAGGAUGACCCCGAGAGGACCCACCAGAUGGCCUUGCUGAGGCGCCUCUGCCUGCCCAUGCUGUGCUUCCUGCUCCACACCAUCCUGCACAGCACCAACCAGUUCCAGGAGUGCCUGCAGCUCGCCGACAUGGUGUCCUCGGAGCGCCACAAGCUGUACACGGUGUUUUCUAAGGAAGAACUAAGGAAGUUGUUACAGAAGCUGAGAGAAUCAUCGUUAAUGCUUUUAGAUCAGGGACUUGACCCUCUGGGUUAUGAAAGUUCAUCGUAAUGUGAUUCCAUUGUUUUCCUCAUAGCGUCAUCAUUGCAAACUUCGCUAAAUAUAUGUGUCUGUGGUCUUUGGUGUCGUCUUUUUUUUGAUGUUGGUGUUUGUCUUUUUUAGGGAACAAUUAUGUAAAAUUGAAUAUUUGGAUUUUUUUGUACUUAUAAUAAGAUUAUGGCAGGGGUCUUUGGCACGUUGUGACAGAACAGUAUUUCUUGAAUUAUGUAUAUUAAUAAAGUUGAAAAUUUGUCUUCGGAUUACUACAGUGAAAAUUAAAGUUAAAAGUCUUGUUCUCUGUUACAUGUUGAAGAAAUUAAACUCCAUAAGUGACUUAGUUCCUUCCCACUCCCCUCUUUUGUAGCUGUCAACAUGUUAGCAUUUCAAAGUUAGUUGAAAGGGAGUGGAAAAGAGCAUCACCAUAUUUAGGACUAAAAACUAUCACGUGAUUUCCCCUUUAUCCUAAGUACUUAGAGAGGACACUUUUUGUAAAAUAAAGUGAGCUGCAGGAUUCCUCUUCUCGAGCAAUGCUUACUUUGAGGUUCUUCUGUCCUAAAUAGACAUUUUAGGGUCAGCCCUAAAGCUGGAAAGCUAUUCCAGAAGAACCUGAUAGAAAGGGUGCAGUCGUUGCCCUGCCAAUGAACUGAGACUGCUUCUGAGGACCAGCCUCGUCAAGUACACAAAGGCUCAUUGCCGAUAUCCCUAAUCAUCGACGCGGUGAUAAUACAUUUCUUUGGCACCCCAUGAAACAAAGAAAGAUGCAAAAUGGUGCUCAAUCCUCUCCCACCCCUUCCGCUUCGGCAGUGGCAGUGUAGCUAGAGACUGUAAGGAGAAACGAUAGGCGCUAAGAAACCCACGCUUAGAUAACCUAUGCGUGUGGGCCUUUGUUCCCUGCGUGUCAACAAUUAUCAACAUCCCAGUGGAGGAGCUGACGGAUACUUGAUCACAAUUUUUUUUCACUAAAUAAAGCCAAAUUAAAAGAAGUCAUGGCUAAAUGGAAGGGUGUCUUCCUGUUUCUUGGAGAGUCCAACAAAGGGUUAAUUUUUUAUCACGUGCUCAAAAGUGAUACAUAUUCUCUCAAAAGAUACUUGGUUAUCCCAUCUCCUAUUGCAAGGAUUUUCAAACAGGCCACUGCAAAAGCGAUUAUAGCUUGCACAGCAACAUUGGUUAGGGUUGGAGACAUCCUAUGAAGAAUUGAGCAAAACCCUCCUAACAAGUCAGGGGACACUUUGGUACUUGGUGACUUCAGGGUAUGAGUGGGAAUAGGUGAGGAGAAAUAUUUUGUUUAAAGAAGAAAGGUCAGAAGGAAAACAAGGCUAAAGACUUGUAAAUUGUAUAGAAGUCUUAGAGUUUUGUCAUACUUCUUUGAGAAAUUCAUUGGGAUGCUCACAUAUGGUGGGUGUCACCUCACUCCCCCCCCAAAAAAUUUUUUUAACAGGAAAAGUUUGAUUCUUGACAUAGGAGUCAUCUGAAUCAGCUCCAUGGGUGAGGGGAGGCCAAUGAUGUGUUAGAGCAAAGAUCAAAAUUUGUUUAGCUCUUGAUCACCCCGUUUGGGUUUGAGGGUAGUUUUUUUGGUCAGAGAUGCCAGAGAGAUAUGCUAUUCCCUCUGCAGCUCGUUUGAUAAAUGAGGAAACUAAGGCAAACAGGGUUAAGUGACUAGUCCAGGGUCACAGCUAUUGUCUGCGGCCUUAUUUAACCUCAGGAAGAGGAGUCUUCCUGACUUCAGGCUCCGCACUCGUAUAUACUGUGCCACUUAGAUGCCCCACUAAAGUUCAGAAUUUGCUAAAAGAUAUCCUCUGCACCUGAAACCUCUCAACCCAGAACUAUUUAAACAGAUCAUUGAUUUUUUAAAAAUAGCUUACAGAAAAAGUGGCAGCACUGAUGAAACGUUUUAUACAUAAGUGAAACCCACGUAAAUCAACUGCUGAAACAAGGAAACCAAAUCAGUCACCAUUCAGCUUCCUUCCCAAGUGAAAGAUAGAUGGCUAGGAGCCAAAGGGAGCGCUAAACCUGUGUAUAGAAACUCAUUUGUAAAGUCUUGUGAGGAAAGCUAAUGGUGAUUAGAAUCUGUGGAGGGUAAAACCAAUUUUCAGAAAGCUUGGCAAAUCCAAUUAAGCAAAAUCACUAAAGAGAUGAUCAUUAAAUCCACCAUUUCAGUUGAUGAGGUCAUAGAGUACAUAGAAGAGAGCCCAGCACAGUGUUGCCCAACACCCACAUGUAGGGUUCCAGGUAUAUACAGAUCAUGAAAGUAUUAAAAGAUACAUUCGACAGCUGAUUUAUGGAUAUAUUUCAAAUAAUUGGUUUCUGAAUAUUUGAAUUGGGACUCUGAUUUUGUGGUAUUCUGACCUCUCCCCACGCCUGCAGUCCGAAGGUCAAAUGAACCUAUGGGCUGGGCGCUGGCCUCCAUCUCUUUCGCUUUGUUGUUUACCAAGCUGAUGUUAAAUUCUCUACUGUGUCACAUGUUUAAUUAACUAUCUCCCAUUCCCCAUUCCUUGGAACGUCAAUAAAAACCGUAUUCACCUAUAA